GGGCGUGACCGCGGCCAGUGCAGCGGGUGUAGGUGAGAGUGAGACAGAGAGAGCAUGCGUGAGACAACAGCUCUUUCAGACCGAUUAUAACGAGAAAAGAGAGGGAGAGGGAGGAAGACAGAUUAAGCAGACUGAACACAACUGUUGUUUUAAUCCUCUGAGCGGAUAGAUUUAGAUGAAAAAAAAACUACUGGUUUGGAGAAGAGCAGCCAUAUUGCAUGGACCUUUGGUGGAAUAACAAGAGUCACUGGAGCGGGAAUAAGCGGAGUUCAGAAGGAAACAUCCAGACUUCACGAUCCGCUCAGCAGCCCGGCUGACGCUACUUUCACAGCACACUUUCCUGUCUAAUUCGACUUUCUCCUAUUUAUUAUUUAUUUAUUUUAUUAUUUAGAUAGUGUUAACCAAUAUUGAAAGAUGAAGGACCGACUGGAACAACUAAAGGCGACAUGCGAUCAUGAUGACGAAGACGUUGAGAUCGCCGUGGACAAUGCUGCUUUUAUGGAUGAGUUCUUCGGCCAGAUUGAAGACAUCAGGAACAGCAUUGAUAAGAUUGAUGAGAAUGUGGCCGAAGUGAAGAAACUUUACUCAGUUAUUCUUUCUGCACCAACGUCAGACCAGAAAACGCAAGAUGAUUUGGAGGCGCUAACUAAUGACAUCAAGAAAAUGGCCAACAAUGCUCGUAACAAACUGAAGACCAUUGAAAGGAAUCUCGAGGCAGAAGAAGCGGAAAGAUUAUCGGCCGACAUGAGAAUACGCAAAUCACAGCACGCUGUUCUUUCCAGGAAGUUUGUUGAUGUGAUGACCAAAUACAAUGAAGCUCAGGUGGACUUCAGAGAGAAAAGUAAAGGUCGCAUUCAGAGACAGUUAGAGAUCACUGGUAAAGCCACGACUGAUGAGGAGCUGGAGGAGAUGCUGGAGGGAGGAAACGCAGCCGUUUUCACAGCAGGGAUUGUGGAUUCAGGGAUCUCUAAACAAGCGCUAAGUGAGAUUGAAGCACGUCACAAAGAUAUUGUGCGUCUGGAGAGCAGCAUAAAGGAACUGCAUGACAUGUUUGUGGACAUCGCCAUGCUGGUGGAGAGCCAGGGCAACAUGGUUGAUAACAUUGAGGUGAAUGUGGGUAAAGCAGUCGAUCACGUUGAAGCUGCAAAGACUGAAACCAAAAAAGCAGUCAGGUAUCAGAGUAAAGCCCGGAAGAAGAUGAUCAUACUGGGUGUGAUUGUUGCUGUUGUGAUCAUCAUCAUCAUCAUCAUCAUCCUCUCUCAGGUUCUAUGAUAACCUCUCCAUCAGCACAUCUCCUCUGUGGCUGCUCACGAACUCUCCUUUAUUACAGCUGAUCACUUCCUCCUCUCCUUCUCAUCCUCCCUGUUUUCCUUGGAGUUAUGAAGCAGAUGCUCCGCCCCCUCCACCUGUGGCUUCUCCUUUCAUCAGCACAAACCAAUGGGAAACUACUCUGCUGGAACCCGAGCGAUGGUCAAGGAAACGGAUUCUGUUUUUUUUUUUACAUUUGUUUUUCUGUAAAGGCGUGACGGGAAAUGUUUAAGGAACUUAUACUACGUGCCAGGAAUGGCUUUUGAAGGAAGCAUAUUUUAAAUACAUGGACAAAUCAAUGAGCACAGAAUAAGGGAUUUUUAUGAGACUUACAAGGGAAAGUUAACCUCCAUUUCAUGCCUUUAAUGUUUUUAUUGUUUUAGUUUUAGUUUUAGUGUUCUUAGGACCCACUCAGACUUUAAUGGCUACACCUAAUGGAUGAGCUACUACAAUGUUUUUGAUCAAAAGGGCUCAGAGACUUCAGCUUCUGUUCAAGGACCCUGUGAAAUGAACACAAUAAGCUAAGCAUUGAUGGGUCGUCCAGAAUGGAAGCGCACAUCUGUAUGUUUUUUAAUGUGAUAAACUUCUGUAUGGGAAAACCAGAAUUAACCAAAUGAAUAAAUUACAUUAUAUAUUUUUUAA
Messenger RNA from Ctenopharyngodon idella (grass carp), 1950 nucleotides. It is a transcript of the gene stx3b, whose product is annotated as syntaxin 3b. Lineage: Eukaryota; Metazoa; Chordata; Actinopteri; Cypriniformes; Xenocyprididae. The coding region runs from base 415 to 1272 and encodes 285 amino acids. The record is from RefSeq and is a predicted model, not a curated record. Gene Ontology annotation, molecular function: SNAP receptor activity; SNARE binding. The transcript is spliced from 10 exons. Gene Ontology annotation, biological process: intracellular protein transport; exocytic insertion of neurotransmitter receptor to postsynaptic membrane; synaptic vesicle fusion to presynaptic active zone membrane. Gene Ontology annotation, cellular component: synaptic vesicle; plasma membrane; presynaptic active zone membrane.